AUGCCACCACUGCACUGUGUCAACCCUCCCGCCACCGCGAGUCUCUUUAUCCAGCUCAGCAUGUGCCGCCGGGCCAUCGCGACCUCCCCCUCCAUCCUCGAUCUUCUCCUCCCUCUGCCAGUGCGGAGCGCCUCUGGGCCAACUCGGGCGCAUCACUCUGUGUCUACUGCACGCACUCGCAAAAUACCUCACCAAUCGGGCCCCAGCCAAAUUGCCGCGAGGAGUCCUAGAUCAUCAUGGCGUCCUUGCUCUCCCCGAGGUAAUCUCACAAGACGGAGCUUCACAACCACGAUGCCGCGGUCUGCCGCCACCACCGCUCCCCCAAGCGGUACCACCCGUGCACUCUUCAAUCCCCAAACGGACGAUGAUGGCCAGGAAAUGAUGUUGGAGAUCACUCCGCGCGCAGCCAAGCGUCUCUCCGAGAUUAUGGCCAAGGACUCAAACCCAUACCUCGCCCUUCGUAUUCAAGUAGAGUCCGGUGGCUGUCAUGGGUUUCAAUAUCUGAUGAAGCUGGUCACUCUUCCUCCUUCACUGCCUUCCUCCUCGGCAACCGACGGGGCAGCAGAGAGUACAUCCGCCAUCGGAGAAGAUGAUACUAUCUUUACCUUUGCAGCCGAUGGUUCGAGUGCCCCAACUGAUUUGACAGCUCCAAAAAUCAUUCUUGACACUCCUUCUCUUGAGCUUUUAAAGGGGAGUAAGGUGGACUUUACGAUGGAACUUAUUGGAUCGCAGUUUAAAAUCGUGGACAAUCCUCUCGCUACAAGUAGUUGUGGGUGUGGCACAAGCUUUGACAUAAAGAUAUGA
Molecule: messenger RNA, 804 nt
Organism: Podospora anserina S mat+
Lineage: Eukaryota; Fungi; Ascomycota; Sordariomycetes; Sordariales; Podosporaceae
Exons: 2
Coding region: 1-804 (267 amino acids)
Biological process (GO): iron-sulfur cluster assembly
Cellular component (GO): mitochondrion
Molecular function (GO): iron ion binding; 4 iron, 4 sulfur cluster binding; 2 iron, 2 sulfur cluster binding
Source: RefSeq, a predicted model, not a curated record